Messenger RNA from Nilaparvata lugens (brown planthopper), 1507 nucleotides. It is a transcript of the gene Ddrgk1, whose product is annotated as DDRGK domain-containing protein 1. The record is from RefSeq and is a predicted model, not a curated record. NCBI's taxonomy places the organism in Eukaryota, Metazoa, Arthropoda, Insecta, Hemiptera, Delphacidae. The transcript is spliced from 6 exons. Bases 209 to 1054 code for a protein of 281 amino acids.
ACGCACCAACACAACAUAACCUCAAUUUAAUUUUUCACAGACCACAGACGACAAAUUGGGAUUGAGUCUAGGUAAAAUUUGAAAUAAUGGGAAAAUAGAAUUUCCAUUAAAUAUGGUUUUCGGAAAUUGAUCCACUUAUAAUUAAGACAGUGAACGUUUCAAAGUAGCAAAAAACUAUUAUUGUUUUACUGUACUGAUCUAUUCUAUUAUGGAUUUAACCAUAUUGUUAGCAAUAGCCUCUGGCUUUAUACUUAUUGUGUUAUUUGCUAUACUAUUCAAACAUAGAAAAGGUGGCGCACCACAGCCAGAGGCAAGACCGCAACCUGCGGGCGGACCUAGGAGAGCUGUCGGUGCUCGCAACACCAGGGCUCGUUUGAGAGCAGCAGUUGGCCGAGAAGAAGAAGAAGAUGAAGAAGAAGCAGCUGGACCAGCAAGAUCUGCUGAAGAUUUAGAAGCAGAUGGAAAAAUCGGCGCCAAAAAACGGGCUAAAUUAGAAGCCAAAGCUGAACGGAAAGUUAUGAGAGAGGCUUUAGAGAAAGAACGAGAAGAAAAAAAGAAACGUCAAGAAAGACAAGAUGAAGAGCGUCGUCAGGCUGAUGAAAAAGAAAAGGCUGAAGAGGAAAAGCGUCUAAAGGAAGAAGAGAGAAUACGCGAAGAAAAGAUACGCAAAGAACAUGAGGAGUACUUGAAAAUGAAGGCUGCUUUUGUUGUAGAAGAAGAAGGGUUUGAUGAAACAUUGGAAGAUAACGAAGGAAAUCUACUCAAAGAAUUCGUCAAGUACAUAAAAGAGAAUAAAGUUGUCGUGUUAGAGGAUUUGGCAGCACACUUCAAAAUGAAAACACAGACCGUAAUUGAUAGGAUAAAUGAUUUUCUGGCCGAAGGCAUUCUUACUGGUGUUACAGACGACCGAGGAAAGUUUAUUUACAUAUCACAAGAAGAGCUUGAAAAAGUUGCCAAGUUUGUUAAACAGAGAGGUCGAGUGUCAAUAGUAGAACUGGUCGAGAAUAGCAACAACCUAAUUGAUCUCACUCCUCGAAUAAGUGUUUCUACGUGAAUUACAAUUAAUAGCUACAGUGUCAUUUACAUAUUCAGCUUUUAAAUGACUUUUUAAAACAUAUCUUUCAACUUGGAAAACAAAUAAACUACUUCAUAAACUUGUUAAUAAACUACUUAUUCACUGGCUUUUCGUGUAGAAGCGGAGGUUAUAAGAUAUUGGUUGUUUUCUAUUCUUUUUUAUUACAUUUAAUUCAAUAACCUAAAUCUACAAGGUUACUAGAAUACGUUUCUACCGUUUAGUUGCAAUUUGGUGUACAGAACUUACUUGUUUUCUCCAAAGGAUGUCAUCUCAAACUGAACUUUACAUGAAUGUAUUGAGCAGUCAAAGCUUUAAGCUUCGAAGCAGUAGAAUAACUUUUAGUUAUUAAACUCAUUCUUUGGCAAUAUCAGUUGCAUUGCUUUAUAAAAUACUUUGACAAAACAAAAUACGAAUAUAUUUGAUACAUGAGUA